GUUGACAGCUGGUGUGUGUGUUCAGGAAGCUGCUUCAGUCAGUGGGAGCGACGCGUUAAGUGUCCGCGGGCUCUGUAUUUCGCGGUAUUAGCGGAGUUAUGGCGCCUUUAGCGAGCUGCUCUUUAAUGUCACCCGCCAGACUUUGUUGUUUGUACCUGAGCUCGAGAACAAGCGCGAGGACGCUGUCUGCAAGAGGUUUGAGGAGUGUGUGUCCAGGUGAAGCUGCAGCUCUGUGCAGACGGACGGUCUCUGCCCGGUUGAACGGGACUCGGGGGUUUUUCUCUCGCGGUGGCGGAGCAGACGAGGAGCCGCAGACUCUGGAGGUCAUCGCCGAGAGCCUCAGAGAGCGGCGGUUACGGCGGGUGGUGGUGAUGGCCGGAGCCGGGAUCAGCACGCCGAGUGGCAUCCCGGACUUCAGGUCUCCGGGCAGCGGUCUCUAUGACAACCUGCAGCAGUACGACCUGCCGUACGCCGAGGCCAUAUUCGAGCUGGACUUCUUCCAUCACAACCCCGAUCCGUUCUUCGCCCUCGCCAAAGAGCUCUACCCGGGAAACUAUCGGCCCAAUCUGACCCAUUACUUCGUCCGACUGCUGCACGCGAAGGGUCAGCUGCUCAGGAUGUACACGCAGAACAUCGACGGCCUCGAGAGACGUGCGCACUUAUUAUGUUUGCUUCUGUAACUCGACGCGUAUCAUUAACGCACAUUUUAACUGUUUGAAACCAGAACAAACGUGUUUGAUGUGUUUGACUUUUAAAAAAUGGGGAAAAAAGAAAUGAAUAAGAAAUGUCCUGGAAAUUACAAGAAAUUAAC
Plectropomus leopardus (leopard coralgrouper) is the source of this 811-nucleotide messenger RNA. The record is from RefSeq and is a predicted model, not a curated record. Lineage: Eukaryota; Metazoa; Chordata; Actinopteri; Perciformes; Serranidae.